Molecule: messenger RNA, 3448 nt
Organism: Columba livia (rock pigeon)
Lineage: Eukaryota; Metazoa; Chordata; Aves; Columbiformes; Columbidae
Gene: ANKRD35
Product: ankyrin repeat domain 35
Exons: 10
Coding region: 511-3435 (974 amino acids)
Biological process (GO): protein localization to T-tubule; regulation of cardiac muscle contraction
Cellular component (GO): T-tubule
Molecular function (GO): protein binding
Source: RefSeq, a predicted model, not a curated record
GUGGGGGUCCCGUCCCUGUGAUGAGUUUGGGGUCCCACCCGUGUGGUGAGUUUGGGGUCCCACAUGUGUGACAAGUUUGGGGUCCCAUCCGUGGGAUGAGUUUGGGGCCCCAUCCAUGUGGUGUGUUUGGGGCCCCACCCGUGUGAUGACUGGGGGUCCCGUCCAUGUGGUGAGUUUGGGGUCCCACCCAUGUGAGGAGUUUGGGGUCCCAUCUGUGCGAUGAGUUUUGGGGUCCCACCCGUGUGAUGAGUUUGGGGUCCCACCCGUGUGAGGAUUGGGGGUCCCAUCCCUGUGCUCAGCGGGGUGCCAGCGGUGCAGCGGGGGGGCCGGUCCCCGGCACGCGGGAGGUCCCGGGGAGGUGCCGGGCUGGGACGAGCCCGGGCGCGGCGCUGCCCCCGGCGCGGGAGGGGACGCGGGUGCCGGGCGGAGGACGCGCACCCGGCGCCGCACCCGCGCACCCGGCGCUCCGGCACCCGCCCCGGCGAGGGGUCCCGGUGACCCCCGGCCACCAUGAGGCGGAUGUUCUCCUGCUCCAGCUCGCAGGUGGCGGUUGAGAGCUGGACCAAGCAGGACCAGAAGCUGCUGGAGGCGGUGGAGAGGGGGGACGUGGGCAGGGUGGCCGCCCUGGCUGCCCGCAAAGCCGCCCGGCCCGCCAAGCUCAACGCCGCGGGACAGUCCGCGUUCCACCUGGCUGCGUCCAGGGGUCUGACCGAGUGCCUGACGCUGCUGCUGGCGCACGGCGCGCCCGUCAACGAGAGGAACGAUGACGGCAGCACCGCGCUGCAUCUGGCCACCAUCGCCUGCCAGCCCCAGUGUGUCAAGGUCCUGCUGCAGUACGGUGCCAACGAGGACCACGUGGACGCGCAGAACCGGACCCCCCUGCACUGGGCUGCCUCCUCAGGCUGCGCCUCCAGCGUCCUCCUGCUCUGCGACCACGAGGCCCUUCUGGACGUCACCGACGCCGUGAGUGGGGUGACAGGGCUGCCAGGGCUGCCAGGGACGGCGGGGGUGACAGGAGCCUCGUGUCCCCCCCCAGCAGGGACAGACGCCGCUGAUGCUGGCGGCGCGGGGGAACCACGCUGCCAUCUGCGCGCAGCUCCUGCAGAGAGGGGCCGACCCCCGCCUGGGCGACAAGGACAACAAGGGAAAAACGUGGAAAACAGGGAAGAAAGGGGUUCGUUUCUUGUCCUCGCAGCGGCGAGCGGCCCCGGCGCAGCGCAGGGCGAGGAGACGCCGGACAGCGAGGAGGAGGAGGAGGAGGAGGAGCAGGAUGAAGAGCAGCGGGUGCGGCGGCUGCGGGAGCGGCUGGCGAGGAAGAGCAGGCAGUGCCGGCGGCUGGCGAGGGCGGCCGGCGCCAUCCGGCAGCGGGUGCGGGAGCUGGCGCCGCUCCUGCCCGGCCGCGGAGCCGCCGGUGAUGGGGACGAGGACGGCGCCUGCCUGGCCCUGCUGGAGGAGCUGAGGAAGAGGAUGGUGGCCGAGGAGGAGGAGGCGGCUGCGGGCCCCCCAGCCGCGCCGUGGCUGGGUGGGGACGCCGGCACGGCGGCGCUGGCCCCGUUCCUGGCCUGGCUGGGGGACGAGUGCGCGGCGCUGCGGGCGGCAAAGGCCGCGGCCCUGGCGCGCAGCCGGGGGCUGCGGCGCGAGGUGGAGGCGGCGCUGCGCGGCAAACUGCACUACGAGGUGGUGUCGGCCGCCGCCGUGCGGACGAGCCUGGCGGCCUGGGAGAAGCUGGCGGCCGCGCUGGAGCGGGCGCUGGGCCGCGCCGACCACACCCACGCCCAGGCGCUCCGGGGGUCCCGCGCCCUCCUGGAGACACUGCGGCGGGAGGGGGCAUGGGCCGGGACGGAGCCGGCCCCGAGCCUGGUGACCGACAUGGGGCCAUCCCAGAGCCCGGUGACCAAUGCGGGGCCAUCCCAGAGCCCGGUGACCAACAUGGGGCCAUCCCAGAGCCCGGUGACCAACAUGGAGCCAUCCCAGAGCCCGGUGACCAACGCGGGGCCAUCCCGGAGCCCGGUGACCAAUGCGGGGUCAUCCCAGAGCCCGGUGACCAACAUGGAGCCAUCCCAGAGCCUGGUGACCAACAUGGAGCCAUCCCAGAGCCCGGUGACCAGCAUGGGGCCAUCCCAGAGCCCAGUGACCAACAUGGGGCCAUCCCGGAGCCCGGUGACCAACAGGGAGGGUGUGAACGUGGAGCAGGAGCUGCGGGAGCUGAGGGAGAGCAACGGGGUGCUGCUGGGGGAGCUGGUGCGGCUGGACCGCGAGCGCGAGCGGCUGCAGGGGGAGCUGCGGGGGCUGCGGGAGCGCGGCGGCCGCGCCGGGGCGGCACGGGCGGGGCCCGGCAUGGCGGCGCUGGCGCGGGAGCUGGUGGCGCUGCGGGACGGGGUGGGGCAGCGCGUGCGGGAGGCGGGCGGUGCCGGCGGCGCCGGGGCGGGCGUCCUGCGGGAGCUGCACCGCAAGCUGGACGGGCUGGUGAGGUCCCAGCAGGAGGCCUUGCAGCUCAUCGCCGAGAUGGAGGGCGACGGCGGCCAUGGGGGUGGUGACGGCACCCGGGGUGGUGGCACCCGUGAUGAUGGUGGUGGCACACGUGGAGAUGGCACCCGUAGUGUUGACACCCCUGGCAGUGGUGAUGGCACCCGUAGGGGUGAUGGUUGCACCCAUGGUGAUGGUACCCAUAGGGGUGCUGAUGGCACCCAUGGAGAUGGCACCCGUGAUGAUGGUGAUGGCACCUGUGGUGUUGACACCCGUGGCAGUGGUGAUGGCACACAUAGGGAUGGUGGUGGCACCCACGGUGGUGGCAAUGGCACCCGUGGGGACACCGGGGCUGGGCUACUGGCUGAGCUGGAGGCUGCACUGGGCGAACUGGUUGAGGAGCUGGGGAUGGCACCGGGUCCCCACGCGCGGCAGCUGCUGGAGCGGCUCAGCGUCACCGUCGCCGCCCUGCGCGGCCGGGAGCGCCACGGUGGCAAUGGCGGUGCCGAGCAGCAGUGGGCGGUGGAGGUGGCACGGGCACAGGAGGAGGUGACAGCGGUGGAGGUGGCACGGGAGGAGGUGACAGUGACGGUGCCCAAGCGGGAGCUGGAGCUGCAGGAGAAGGUGUUGGGGCUGGAGCGCAGCCUGGGGACCCUGCGGGCCAGGGCGGGCCAGCUGGCCAGCGCCUGCCGGGACAAGGACACGACGAUGAAGAAGCUGCUGGUGGAGACGGAGAAGCUGUCGGCCGAGGUGCUGGGGCUCCGCGGGCAGAACGCCCGGCUGCAGCUCCAGCUGGAGGUCCAGGAGAAAAACCACCGGGACAUCGUAGCCGUCUACAGGACGCACCUGCUCCACGCGGCCCAGGGCUUCAUGGACGAGGGGGUGCACGCCAUGCUGCUGCGGAUCCUGCGGACAGGGGAGUGGGGGGCAGGAUCGGACCCACUUCCAUCACUCCCCCCGAGCCAUUAAACUGGAGAAGCCA